CGGCUCCACCCAUGUGCCGACGAGCGCCUCCCGCCGCGGUUCCACGCCUGCCUGCCACGCCACGGCCUCCUCCUCCUCCUCCUCCUCCUCCUCCCCUUCCACUGGAAAGCCCUCACACGAGCCUACGUACGCCUCGGCUCUCCCCGCGCUGCGCUCUACGUGGCGAUCCACAUGUUCCGCCACGGCGCGCACCCCAAUCGCUGCACCUUCCCGCUCGCACUCAAGGCGGCAGCCCAGGUCGCGCCCCCCACCUCCAGCUUGCGCUGCCAGCUCCACGAUGCCGCCUGCAAGCGCGGCCUCGCGCGUCAUCCCUUCACCGAGAGCGCUCUCAUCAGCUGCUACGCCAAGGCUGGCGACCUGGAUGCCGCCCGCAGGGUGUUCGACGAAAAUCCUCACCGGGGACUCGGUUCAUGGAACGCCAUCAUAAGCGGCCUCAGAGACCUUCCAGGGAGGGUAUAAGGGAGAAUUCCUCUCAAGGAUGUGUCGUCGUGGACAACCAUAAUUACAGGACUUGCAACAUGGUGAGGAGCAGCAUGCACUAAUCAUGUUUGAUGAAAUGAGGAGUGACCGGUGCCACCAAACAGUGUGACGAUGUUGGCAGUGCUCUCUGCUUGCUCAAACAGGGAGCCGGUAGAUGCUGGGAUGGGCUUGCUGAAGCAAAUGGAAUAUGGGAAGAUUAAGGUAGUACCAACUGUUGAACACUACAGGUGUGUGGUUGAUAUGCUUGGUAGAGUUGGUUUGGUGGAUGAGGAGCGUGCCUUGGUGGAGCACAGAAUGCUGACGGAGGCAAAUGUGGUGAUAUGGGGAACAUUGCUUGGUGCAUGUGAGAAGCGCUGCAAUGUGAAUGUUGGCAAGUGGGCGGCGGAGCAACUACUAGCGGCUGUGCCAUGGAAUGACGGGGUUUAGGUCCAACAUAUGCGUUGCUACUGGAAUCUGGGGUGAGGUAGAGAUGGUGAGGAAGAUGAUAUCGGAGAGAAAGUUACGAAGUUCCCAGGCUGCAGCCUAUAGCUCUGUAAAAUGGCCGCCAUUGAACUACUAAAGGUCUGCUCCUUGCUUCACUCAUGCUUGUUCAAUACCUAGUUCUCCAAUCUCGUUCUUAAAAUCAUGAUGGAAACUCAUUUGCAGAUACGGUCGUUGCCGUAGUUUCUCGAUGACUGUUUUGAUCGCUUCGCUUUUUCUUUUUUUCAUUUUCCUUGCUUAGGCACAAUUUUGGUCUUGUAUGACUUUGCUCUUUGCUGGCGUGUUUCUUUGAGUGUGUGUGUGUGCGUUGGUGUUGUCUAUGUGCAUCCUAGUUAUGAAGAGGCCGGGUAUGCACUCAUUGUGUUUAUAUCUCCUGGAUGCUUCGUUAUGAGUCAAUAAAAUCCACACUUUGUUAAAAAAUCGUUUUCUCUUUGUUGUUUUGACACCCACCGCAGAUCUGAUGGAUGACACAUCAAAAUUACCAGUCUGAUUAAGUAGAAUAUGACUAGCAGACCAGGCAAGAUUGCAGCAAGUUAAGACUCAUUGACUAAUUCUUUAAAUGAUCUAUUUUAGUUGAGAGACGUUUGGUUUUGUUGUGGGCGAAGAAUUAUUAAGUUUAUACUAGCAUGUCAACUUUUUUGACAAGUUAUUGCUAGUCCAUCCUGUGAUAAAGCUUUUAGCAACACUAAAGAUCUUCCAUGAAAACUGACGCUCACUUCUGCCUUAAAGAACCAUACUCCAAAUCAGUCUUAAGGUAGGCUUACCUAAUGAUUUGGACUACCGUAUUGUAUCCCAAAUAACUAACCCAUGUGACUGCAAAUUUUUAGUCUUACUAAUUCUGCCUUCUCCCUUCAGUCCACUGCAUUUGGUAGAAUAUGCAGAUUCCCACGAAUCUUUGGAGAGAAAAGAAAAGAUUCCCACGCAAUUGCUUUGUUAUUGCAAUAACUAUAGCACUCAGCACUAUUCUUAAUGCACAAAAUACACAUCCUGGUGACACUUGGCGAUAACUGCAGUUGUCAGCUAAAAUCUUAUCCUAGUGAUAGGCUAGCAAACAACUUACUGGUCUUGGGUAGCUCGCAAACCGUGCUGCUUUUGUCAUAGCAUGGUGACAGCAAGUACACAAAAACACUCACGGGUGCAUCAUAUAUGCAUACAAAACAUGGGUUCUCAGCCAGAGACAUCUUUUUACUAGAAUCCUCCAAUUCCCCCUUCAGUUGCAUCACCAUGCUAAAAGGAAGCAUAGCCAAAAACUUCUAGGAUCACAAAACCACAACCAGGAGCAACAGGAAUGGGCUCCUUUGCUAAUGGCCAGAAUGGUUCGGAGCUUGGCAUCCAGAUGCCAGCCAUGGGGGGCAACGCGGUGCUGGAGUCUCCCACAACAUCUGUAGCACCAAGAUGUCCACGGCUGGACAUGGCCAUGGUGGCAACCAGAGCUGCAGCCCUGGUGAUGGCGCUCAUCUCAAUGUCGCUCAUGGUCUCCGCCAAGCAACGGGGUAGUCUCAUCAUCUUCGGCAUCGAGAUUCCACUAUCCUUGGUUGGGAUAUCUGCGGCAGCAGCUGCCUACUCCCUGGCACAACUUCUGUCGAUUGCAUACAAGGCCUUGAAGAAAGUCCCUGUGGUUCCAUCCAGGCGCUAUGCCUGGAUGCUGUUAGCUGGUGAUCAGGUCUUUGCGUAUGCGAUGCUGAGCGCGGGAUCAGCAGCAGCGGCGGUCGCAAAUUUGAACCGCACCGGAAUCCGGCACACGGCGCUUCCCAACUUCUGCAAGCCUUUGCCACGUUUCUGCGACUUAUCGGCAGCCUCGAUCGCGUGUGCCUUUCUCAGCUGCGCCUUCCUUGCGGCAUCCGCCGUAAUCGAUGUUAUCUGGCUGUCAAAUCUGUGAAAAUAUGAUAUAAGUACUACUCCCUCCACUCCGAUUUACUCGUCGUGGUUUUAGUUCUGCACUAAAACCACGACGAGUAAAUCGGAACGGAGGGAGUAGAUGGUGGCAAACUAGUACACUCCUUCGCAGGGUGCUGUGCCUUUAGGAUGAUGCACCGAACCUGAACCUGUAAAGUGUCCUGAAGUCAUGUGAGUUGGCUGCUUGUGCAAAUUGGAGCCCCCUCGGCGAAAUGGAAGGAUGUUGAUUUGCA
Messenger RNA from Triticum aestivum (bread wheat), 3089 nucleotides. RefSeq names its product CASP-like protein 3A1. The coding region runs from base 2249 to 2839 and encodes 196 amino acids. The record is from RefSeq and is a predicted model, not a curated record. NCBI's taxonomy places the organism in Eukaryota, Viridiplantae, Streptophyta, Magnoliopsida, Poales, Poaceae. The transcript has 3 exons.